ACAGCAGAGCCGCAAAGGCCCGGAGUCCGCGAACCUCAGUCAGUGCCUCCGACAACACGCGCGAGUGACGCCGUAUUUCCCGCGCAUUCCAACUACAACCAUAGACUAAACGGAUAUAGUCUAUCCCGAAUCUUCCCGCGUAAAGACAUGGGUUGGUCCCUUCCAGCGCUUCUUGCGCUUGCGACCCUCGGGUCAGCGCAGCUGCAGGAGACCUGCCUCUCCGUCGAAGAGGACCCGUACCUCCUCUUCGGCACCAAGACUGCUUACAUCUUCGCCAAUCGAGGGCUCCCCAACAACAAUAGGGCCCAUGAAGUCCCUGGAUGCCAGCCGGUCGCGUUCUGGAUGAUGCAGCGGCAUGGCUCCCACAACCCGGAGGCCGACGAGAUCGAAAGGCUGCAGAACCUGACCGACCUCAAGAACAACAUCAUCAGCAACUACAGGAAUAGCAACUUCAGGAACACCAAUAAACGCAUCUGCGUGUCCGACGUCAAGAUACUGGAGCACUGGCAGUACAACCCUCGCCACAACCUGAGCUUCGCCGGGGAUCUGACGAGUGACGGUUACCUCAGCGCUCAGCAACUGGCGCAAGCCUUCAAGCGGAAGUACCCUGAGCUAUUUACUGACAACAGGCAUAAUUACCUGUUUAAAUACGUGAAAGAGAGUCGGCUCAGCACCACAUUCCGUGCUUUCUCAGAGGGCAUUUUCAAGACCAUGAUCGACAGCGAUGACCUCCCAAAGGAAAAUGAUGAGAAACUUCUAAGGCCGUACAAAUUCUGCAACGCUUGGACAAAAAGUACGGAAGAAAAUCCUGAUUCGCCCUCACAGAGAACUAUCUUCGAAUCCAAAUAUGAAUACAAACAAAUGGUAACAAACGUGUCCCUACGACUGGGCUUCAACUACGACGUGGAUGCGGCCGUAGUCCGCGGCAUAUAUCUGAUGUGCCGCUACAAUAAGGCCUGGGAUGUCACCCAGAUCUCACCUUGGUGUGCUGCAUUCACCCGCGAAGACCUAAGACGCCUGGAAUACGCGGAGGACCUUGAGACCUACUACAAGUAUGGAUACGGCAACGAUCUGAACAAGAAGGUCGGAUGCGCAUACGUUAAGGACAUGAUGAGCUUCUUCUCUAAGCACGUGGAGAAUGAAAUGCCCCAACAGCCUCAAGUGAUGGUGCAUUUGACGGAAGCCCCAGCCAUACUACUAGCACUAGGGGCCAUGGCGACCCAUCAAGACACUGUACCACUGACUGGGGACAACUACCACAGCGCUGCCAUACAAGCGCGCAAGUGGGCCAGUUCUAAGAUGGCGCCUUUUAACGCCAACCUGGCCGCUGUUCUCUACAAAUGCACCCUGAACGGUAACUUCCAAAUCAACGACCAGUACCAAGUGCUCCUUCUGGAGAACGAGAGGCCGAUAUCUCUGGACUGGUGUCGCGUAGGGCUCUGCGAGUGGUCCCAAAUCGUCAGCAAGUUGGGCGAAGUCGCCAACGCCUGCGACUUAGAAGCGUGCAACGGGGCAACUGCGAUCGGGCAAUUUGUAGCAAUCACGGUGGCUUUGGUCUUCUUCGCUGUUCGGUCGCUGGUUUAAAAGGAAAUCAAUUGGAGACUUGGUAAUGUUGAGUUCCAAAAUAACAAAUUCGGUUUUGCUUGCUGCAGUGUCGCUAAUUUAGCUUUAUGGGCCAGUUUACUAGAACAGAAAACCUGAAAUGCUUAGAAUUCUUCGCAAGAAAAAAAUACCGACCGAAUUGAGAACCUCCUUUUGUUGAAGUCGGUUAAAAUUGACAUAGUAACUACAAAUAGAAAGUGCGAAUCUGUAAAUUAACUAAAAAAACGUGUCGGGUUUUAUUUUGGACCAGUGAAAUUCAAAAAACAAUGUUUUUAGAGGUUUAGCCCAAGCAAGCUUAGAGAGUUCUCAUAAGUAGAUUCGAUACAGUAGGUAUCUUGAUUUAAAACCAAAUUGAUGUAGUUAUAUUCAUAUUAAUUAGAUAAACUACUUCAUUAUUAUGCCAUAGUAUUCAAGAUCUGAUUAUAAUUUUCUCAUUACAUCUACUUGUGAAAGUCAAAUAGGACGUAGGUAGUCGACUUAUCGGUUCCACCAUAUUUAAAUAAAUAUUGUAAUAAUUAAAUUAUAAAGUAUUUUGUCAUUAAUUAGGUAAGUAAUUUGUGAUAGACAGUAGUUAAAAAAUCUGACGAUCGACUUAUGAAUUUCUAUUUCAUAAAUAGGUAUGACAUCAUACAUUAAUUAAUAACUACUUACUAAGAUUAAUUUUAUAAAUGUUGUUGUGAGACUAUUAAUUUUAACGUUUAAUCAUGUUUUGUUAUAGUUUUAUGUACUUAGCUAUUUAUUAGCAAAAUAUACUAAGCUGUAUUAUGUACGAAUAAUAAAAUCAAGCGCUAUUAUUUAUGAUCCAAAGCUUGUAUAAAUGUGGUUUAGACAAGAAACCUGCGGGGUUACUACGAAAACCGUUAUCUGAAGUUUCGAAUGUUGCUAUCCCUCUCACGCAAAGCGAUAUGCCAGCGCGAGCGACGGUGACAGACCCGAAACUACGGAAAGCGCGUUUCGGAGUAGUCCUUCUGUUUCUUUUUAAAUAAUGAUAAUAUUUCAAUGUUUCAAUAAAAAUAGUACUUACCUAGUCCAUCAAAAAGCCAAUGUUUCGAGGACCUUACCGCUUAAGCGCUCACCAAUUGGCGCCACUGUUUUAGGCACUAGCGAGUGAUUGGACCUUAUUCUACAGUGGCGCCAACUGAUGAGGGUAUACAGUAUGUAUACACAAUGGUAUACACCAGGGGUGGCCAACCGGUCGAUCGCGACUAUUAGUCCAGUCGAUCGUGGCAAAAAAUACAUGAUUGACGAUUGUGUACUUAACUAUGCUGUUUCAUUUAAGAUUUCAAGAAGUAUGUAAGUGGUAGAUGCCCAGGGUUUCGUUAGUAAACAGUAGAUCUUAUGUCUAAUCUAGUUGGCCACCCCUGGUAUACACGAUAGCCCUCAUUGUAAGUCUUGAGCCUGUAGAUAUACAAAGCGGACUAUGUUCACCCUCAAAAAAGUAUUAACUCUGUAAAUUCAAUUUCAAUUAAUCGCAGAUUCGAUACGAGUCUAGCUAGACCAGGGUUUCUCAAACUUUCGGCUCCAUGAACCCCUGGUUUAAGUUUCCAGGGGACAGCGAACCCCUUAACUAGCCAUUUAAUUCCGGGUGUGCCUAUUUCUUGUCGCAAAUGGAGUCAAUUUGUAUGAGUAAUUUUGGACAAUAUUACUUAUAGCUUGUCGCGCACCCCCUAGCGUCGAAUGGCGAACUUCUAGGGGUUCGCGUAUCCCACUUUGAGAAACCCUGAACUAGACCAUCGAUAUUGUAAGUGGCCUAGAGCGAUUACACACUGUAUCCAAUCAGGAUCUGAGAAGUCGACCCGAAGAAGUAAUAGUAUUAUUUGUAAUUAUUAUGUUUUUAGCGUAUCAGAUGCAGUGCCUUAUCGCUCUUGCACUGACUUACAACUGAGUCAUAGACAAACUUAAACUCACAUUAUUGUACGCAAGUACAGUCAGCGUCAAAUACCUCAUGACAGCCAAAGCCAAAGUAGUCAAAAAGUUCGCAACACUUUCGUUCGUUUUAGCCGAAAGACGUCCACUGCUGGACAAAGGCCUCCCCCAAGGAUUUCCACAAAGACCGCAACACUUUGUUACAAUAAAAUUGGAAUAAGGAUGUUGUAUUGUCAACUUUUUGGCCACUUUCGGUGUCACGAACUAUUUGACGCUGACUGUACCUAAAUCAGUUUAACUGAUCGUAGAUUAGUUGUAAAUGUUGUUUAAUUGUUACUAAAAUAAAAUCCUUUACUAAACAGUUGCAAAUGUUAAUGUUGUAUAGAUUCUAUUGCCGUUGUGAAAUGCACCAAAUAGAAUAAAUCUAAUAGUACAAA
This is a messenger RNA of Ostrinia nubilalis (European corn borer), 3905 nucleotides long. RefSeq names its product multiple inositol polyphosphate phosphatase 1-like. The transcript is spliced from 10 exons. Lineage: Eukaryota; Metazoa; Arthropoda; Insecta; Lepidoptera; Crambidae. The record is from RefSeq and is a predicted model, not a curated record. Gene Ontology annotation, molecular function: acid phosphatase activity; inositol phosphate phosphatase activity. Bases 148 to 1584 code for a protein of 478 amino acids.